AUGCCAGGCAGUAUAUCAAUCCAGGAGAUCUCCAAGCACAAUAUCCCAGAAGAUCUCUGGAUAGUGGUCGACGACAAUGUCUACAACCUCACAGAAUUCGCCCCAAACCAUCCUGGCGGUGCUGACAUAAUCCACCGCUACGCAGGCCGCGAUGCCUCCUCCGCCUACAAUGAAAUCCACGCCCCUUCUCUAAUCAAGAGCUCGCUGCCCCUUUCCAAACACGUAGGCCAAAUCGACACCUCCUCCAUAACCACCGAAUGGGCCAAGCCACCCCCGAGCGUCACGGCCUCCCUUCCCCCCAACGCCAAACCACCUCUGGAUACCCUGAUCUCUACACACGAUUUUGUAUCUUCCGCUCGCGCCACCCUUACUAAGAAAACCUGGGCCUUUUACUCCUCCGCUGCCACAGACUUGCGAACGAAAGAAAGAAAUAACUCGGCAUACGCGGAUAUUGGACUACGGCCCAGGAUACUGGUCGAUGUAAAGGACGUAGAUACCAGCACCAAAAUGCUAGGGCAGAACAUGAGCGUUCCGAUCUUUUGCUCGCCGGCUGCCAUGGCCAAGAUGGUACAUCCCGAUGGCGAGAAGGGCUUAGCGAGGGGGUGUAAGAACUCGGGGAUCCCGCAGUGUGUCUCAACCAAUGCCUCCUUUCCCAUUGCCGAAAUCUUCAACUCGGUCUCGGGACCUGGCCAUUACGGCCAUUUCGAGAUGGAGACCGAAAUGCCGAUAUUCUUCCAGCUCUACGUCGACAAGCAGCGAGAGAAGAGCGAGAAGCUUUUGAAUGACGUGGAGAAACUGGGCGUCAAAGCUAUCUUCGUGACUGUCGACGCCCCAGUCCCGGGGAAGAGAGAAGAAGACGAACGCGUGAAAGCGGACGAAUCCCUCUCCACCCCCAUGAGCGGCGCCAAAGCGAAGAAUGACUCCAAAGGCGGUUCUCUCGGCCGAAUCAUGGGCGCCUAUAUUGACGCCUCGCUUUCUUGGAAGGAUCUUCCCUGGCUGCGCUCAUGCACGUCCCUUCCUAUUGUACUCAAAGGCGUGCAGACGUACAUGGAUGUGCAGAAAGCGGCCGAGAUGGGGAUUGAGGGCGUGUUGCUGAGUAACCAUGGAGGAAGGAGCUUGGAUACAGCCCCAGCGCCGGUGUUGCUGUUGCUUGAGCUGCAGAAGAAUUGCCCGGGCGUGUUUGACAAGCUUGAAGUCUUCGUCGAUGGGGGCAUUAUGCGAGGCACGGACAUAUUCAAGGCGUUGUGUCUUGGGGCUAGGAGCUGCGGGAUUGGGAGGGGCUUUCUGUAUGCGUUGAAUUAUGGAAGUGAAGGCGUGGAGAAGUAUGUUGAGAUUCUUAGAGACGAGUUGGAGACAACUAUGCGGAUGAUGGGCGUUACGGACCUGAGCCAAGUGCAUCCCGGCAUGCUGAAUACCGGCGCGGUAGAUCAUCUGAUACCCGGCGGAGUGGAACAUCCUUAUGCCAAGUGGCGUCCGAAGGCCAAGAUAUAG
Drepanopeziza brunnea f. sp. 'multigermtubi' MB_m1 is the source of this 1491-nucleotide messenger RNA. RefSeq lists its product as uncharacterized. The record is from RefSeq and is a predicted model, not a curated record. NCBI's taxonomy places the organism in Eukaryota, Fungi, Ascomycota, Leotiomycetes, Helotiales, Drepanopezizaceae. Gene Ontology annotation, molecular function: oxidoreductase activity.